Drosophila serrata is the source of this 1709-nucleotide messenger RNA. It is a transcript of the gene Alp6, whose product is annotated as Alkaline phosphatase 6. Gene Ontology annotation, biological process: dephosphorylation. The record is from RefSeq and is a predicted model, not a curated record. Lineage: Eukaryota; Metazoa; Arthropoda; Insecta; Diptera; Drosophilidae. Gene Ontology annotation, molecular function: alkaline phosphatase activity.
UCAGUCGAUUCAGUCUGUAACCAAGGUCUGGUCUCCACACAAGUCGCUUUGGGUAACUUGGGAUUAGCGGAAAAUGGCCAAAAGAUUCAUUUUGAUUCUCCUCGUGGCCAUCUGGCUGAGUGGUAGUGUCAGCGGACAAAGGGACCACCCACGAGGACGUUCCUUCGAUCCCGAAGCACAUCCCAUCAAGAAUGCCGAGGAGCAGCAGUCGCAAUACUGGGUGGACAAGGCUCAGGCCAAGCUGCUGUCCAAGCUGGCCGAAUCCCAGGCAGCGCACACUAACAAGGCCAAGAAUGUGAUCCUCUUCCUGGGCGAUGGCAUGUCCGUGCACACGGUGACCGCCACUCGGAAUCUGCUGGGCGACAGUGCAGAGCAGGUGUACUUUGAGGGUUUCCCGUACACGGGUCUCUCCAAGACGUACUGCGUCAACAGGCAAGUGGCGGAUUCCGCCUGCACGGCCACCGCUUAUUUGGGCGGCGUUAAAGGAAACUACGGAACCAUUGGCAUAAAUGCGAAUGUUCCGAGGUACAACUGCGAUGGUGAUCGACUGGAGGAGAACCAGGUGCUAAGCAUCGCUCAGUGGGCUCAGGCUGCGGGUAAGAAUGCUGGUCUGGUGACCACCGCUCGGGUUACACAUGCCUCUCCAGCCGGCGUUUAUGCCCACACCGCGGAUCGUAACUGGGAGAAUGACUGGGAGGUGGCCAACAGGAAUUGUGAUCCCGAGAAGACACUUGAUAUUGCCCGCCAGCUGGUGGAGCAACCGGUGGGUCAGGGUCUCAAGGUGAUCCUCGGCGGUGGGCGGCAGAACUUUAUCAAUACCACCGUGAACGAUGAGGAGGGUUAUCCUGGUUAUAGAACCGAUGGGCGUCACUUGAUCCGCGACUGGUUGGCCCACAAACAGGAAGCUAAUGUCUCUGCCAAUUAUGUGUGGAGUCGCAAGGGUCUUAGCCUGGUGGAUCUGGACAAAACGGACUAUUUGCUAGGUCUCUUUGCCAGCUCUCACUUGCCCUACAAUGGAGACAGGAACCGGAAACGCAGCCAGUUGGCGGAUCCUUCGCUGAGCGAGCUAACGGAAGCCGCCAUUAAGGUUCUGCGACGCAAUGACGAGGGAUUCUUCCUGUUCGUCGAGGCCCGCAUUGACAUGGCUCAUCAUGACACCUACGCUAGGAGAUCCCUUGAGGACACCGCCGAGUUUGCCAGAGCUGUGCAAGUGGCUCGUGAACUGACCUCCGAGGAGGAUACCCUAAUUGUGGUCACUGCCGAUCAUGGACAUGUCAUGUCUAUCAAUGGAUAUCCGUUCCGCGAUCAGGACAUCACUGGCUUGGCCCAGUUGGCGGACGAUGAUCUACCUUACACAAUUCUCUCGUAUGCCAAUGGUCCUGGUUAUACCUCCGCCUACAAUCGUGCCGAGGGUCGAGCCCUGCUCAAGGAGAAGUUCAUGGAGGACCCUGACUUCCAGCACCCCACUUUGGUUCCCUUGGAUGCCGAAUCGCAUGGAGGUGAUGAUGUCCCAGUUUACGCCUCGGGACCAUAUGCUCAGUACUUUAGCGGCAACUACGAGCAGAGCAACAUUCCGGCUCUAAUGGGACGUGCCGCUGGCAUUGGUCCCUAUGCCUAGGAUCACUUGGGUUGGAAGCAUAUGUAUGUAUGUAGUAUUCAUGUAUCCACUCCUGGAUGGGAGGAACCAAUUAAAAUGCAUCACUGCUAAA